ACGCCAGAAAGAAAUCUGUUUUCUUGACAACUCUCCUAUCCUUUUCAGGAAUGGAGGAUAUACAAGAUUCGACUCUGAAGAAGAAUGAUGUGACUGUUAGUACAAGUUCAUCAAGUUACUUUGAGGACUGCAAAGACUUAGGAGUUUAUAAUUUGGAAAAUAAUCAAGUCACCAAACGCUGUCGAUAUUUGUAUCCUGAUACCAAGGUAUGGCCAAUGGGUUAUGGCUUAAAUACCUAUGCAUAUAAACGUAAGCAAAAUAAAUGUCAAAUGAGUAAUGAUGAUUUUGAUACAUUACCAGAAGAAAUAGUGCUAAAGAUAUUUCAAAUGAUGGACAAACGCACAUUAAUAAAAUGUGCAUUUGUUUGUCAUAAAUGGCGACGUAUUUCAUAUGAUGAAUCCUUAUGGCAAUGUUUAAACAUACCUUCUCGCCGUAUGAGAAUUUUGACUUUAGAAAAUCUUCUUGCACGCAAUAUCAAAUACUUUUCUGCUUCUCAUUCAAAUUUCUGUAUUUUUGAAAACCAGUAUUUAUUUAAAACAUCGUUUUCCAAGUUACAGUACUUAGAUUUGAGCGCUGUUUUUAUACAUGUUUUUACACUAGGUUCAUUAAUAAAUCAAUGUUCUAAUUUGAUAAAACUGAGUUUGGAAAACUGUUCUGUAGAUUCUUUAUGUUGCCAGUACAUUGGACACAAUACCAAUUUAAAAGUACUUAACUUAGCUUCUACAGUUGGUCUUGACCGUAAUGGCUUGGAACACAUAUUGUCUCUCCAAAAUUUAGAAGAAUUGAAUGUGUCUUGGGCUGAAUUGGAAGAUGAUAAUUUACAUUAUCUAAUAGCCAACAUGAUACCUGAUAUAAAACGCCUUAAUAUUAGUGGAUUUUUGAAACGAUUAGCCGAUUUUGAUUUGUCAAGGUUGAGUAGCCGUUGUGUGAAACUAAUUGAAUUAGAUAUUAGUGAUAGCUUAGCUAUUACUGCGAGUAGCUUGGAUAAAAUCUUAGAGAAAAACCAAGAAUUAAAAGUGUUGUCUAUGAACCGCUGUUAUAAUAUUGAUCAUCCUAGACUUUUAAAUCUAACAGAACUAUCCAGAAGGAGAAGAAAUCAUAUUAUGCAUUUGAUCGAGGUGAAUUAUAUAGGUUUAGCACCUGGCAGAAUAUUAACAGAUUUAGCUUAUAACGCAGAUUUGAUUUUGAAGACAAACCAAGGGAUGUUUUCUGGUAUUGGCCGUCCAAAACUGGCUCACAAUGAACAUACCAUUUGGGAAAUUCCUGCUUUCAUAGACUGUUAAUACUUUACUCAAGGUAUAAUUAUUAAUUAUUAAUGUUCCAUUGCCAAUAUACUGUGAUUUAAGUUGUUAUACACCAUUAGAAUAGCUAUAUGCAUCUUUUUAUUAAUUCCAAUAAUCUUGGAAAAGUAACUAUUAUUUUUAAUUAUAAUAUUAUAUUUAAUAAUAUUAUUGAAUAUGUUGGGUAAUUAUUUUAUGUCUUCUAAUUUUUAAUUUGAAUAUUUAAAACAUAGAAAUACAUCUCGACUGAUUGUUUUUUUUUUUAAAUUAUUUUAGUUGAUAAAAAAGAAUUUUAUCAUUAAAGUGUUUAAUUUAUG
Molecule: messenger RNA, 1597 nt
Organism: Rhopalosiphum padi (bird cherry-oat aphid)
Lineage: Eukaryota; Metazoa; Arthropoda; Insecta; Hemiptera; Aphididae
Gene: Skp2
Product: S-phase kinase-associated protein 2
Exons: 9
Coding region: 51-1283 (410 amino acids)
Biological process (GO): SCF-dependent proteasomal ubiquitin-dependent protein catabolic process; positive regulation of protein ubiquitination
Cellular component (GO): SCF ubiquitin ligase complex
Molecular function (GO): protein binding
Source: RefSeq, a predicted model, not a curated record